Pecten maximus is the source of this 1287-nucleotide messenger RNA. RefSeq lists its product as uncharacterized. The transcript has a single exon. Bases 1 to 1287 code for a protein of 428 amino acids. Lineage: Eukaryota; Metazoa; Mollusca; Bivalvia; Pectinida; Pectinidae. The record is from RefSeq and is a predicted model, not a curated record.
AUGGAACUUUCCGAUGUGAAUUUCGAAAUCCUACAUGAUCUGGUAUUUGAUGAAGAAGAUGACAUGGAUGGGUUUGUAAAUGAUGAAGAAAAUGAUACCAUGCUCUCAAAACAGCCUUUACAAACUAAUGAAACCCUCCUCGAUGUACCCGUGUCUGCUUCCCAGUUUAUGCCUGUCCCCCCACCCGUACCCCCACCAAUGCCUGUCCCCGAAACAACAAUCCCAAUACAACAAACUUCGGAAUCUACUGGAAUAUCUUCCGAGAGAACAUUCACGUCUGGAAUCUCAGAUUUAAGGGAUUAUAUAAUGAGUAAGAGAAACCCCAACACUGUUCGGAAAACUGGUUGUAUCAGGAAAUUUGUUGACUGGAUAGCACAACCACCCCGCUCUGACGUAAGGCCAUUGUGCGAUAUUUUGCCAUUUGAAAUGGACACUUAUAUAGGAGGGUUUCUUUUAUUUGCCCAGAAGGAUGACGGAUCCCAUUAUGAACCCGACACUUUGACAAGCUUCCAUCGCGGAAUUGACCGUCAUUUACGCGAAAUAAACUAUGCAUACAACAUCAUGACGUCAGAGUUUUUCAGCACGAGCCGCCAGGUGUUGCAGUCGCGAAGGAAAGAACUUAAACAACGGGGGUUAGGCAACAAACCAAAUAGGGCCGAGCCGGUCAGUGAAAAUGAGGAAAACGCGUUGUGGGAAAGUGGGCAGUUAGGGUUGGACAAUCCAAAGUCUCUUCUUAAUAUCAUUUGGUACCACAACACGAAAUUGUUGGGGUUCAGGGGGUGUGACGAAAACAGGCAAUUAAAAUGGGGAGAUCUUGAACUGAAAACAGAUGAAAACGGCCAAGAAUAUUUGGAAUUCAAUGAAAGAUCGACUAAAACCCGUGGAGGAAAUUCUACUCACCAAAGAUCGUUUAAUCCAAAACUUUUUGCAAAUCCACAGAAUUUAUCCAGGUGUCCAAUCGAAUCUUAUAAACUUUACGCAAAACACAGACCAGUUGAAAUGAACACUGGCGAAUCCCCUUUCUAUCUUGCUGUUAACCACAACGAGAACGGUAAAAAGUGGUUCAAAAAUCAGCCAGUUGGGAAAAAUAAACUUUCCGUAAUGAUGAAAACAAUGGCUAAUAAUGCUUGUCUUGUUGGAAAAAAGACCAACCAAUCUCUCCGAAAAACUCUGCACAAAACUUUUACAUUCUGGCGUUGCACCGACGACGAUUAUGCAGUUGAGUGGCCAUACAAUUGUAAACAGUGUGAACAAUUACGCAGUUGCGUCUAUGGAUCAGCAGCGUGA